GGAAGGACGGACAGACAUUUCACACAAAACUAAUAGCGUCUUUUCCCCUUUCGGGGGUCGCUAAAAAUGAAGCGGAGAAGAAAUGCGAAUUAGUAAAAAACCACUCUCGACCUAGAUCUACAUCCUGUGGCAACUUAUCAACUUCGGACAGGAUAAAUCUAGUUUCUAAAUCUAGAUUGAAUUAUUAAUGAUAUGAGUACAAAAGUUUGAAAACAAAUUUUUCUAAGCUGUGAGUGUGAGCUAUUGCAAUAUAGAAUAUUAUUAAUAAUAAGAGAUUUUCUAGCAGUAGUAGAACAAAUGACUAAAAUGGACAAAGAGCCUUCUCAUGACCAGUCUUCCAUAAGUGACCAGCAGGCCAAGCAGCAUGUUCGGAAUAUCAGUACAGCUCCUGCCCACAUGAUCUCAGAUCUGGGGGCCUUGAUUGAGGAAGAAGAACCACCAGUGCAACCACAGGAAACUAAUGACAGAUUUGUUAAUAAGAAUAGUCCACAUGAUACAAGGUUGAUGAAUAAAACUUCUGUGGACAAUGUAAAUGAAAAAAGACUUGCAAAUCGAGAAAAAUCAGCCCAUGGAUCAAGAAAAAGCUCCCCAAACUAUCAUGCUGCGUCUGCUUUAAGUAGAGGGCAUUCUGGGAAUAAGACUAUAAGCAGAAGCGCCGACAGAAAGAAAUCGCAAGCCUCCAGAGAUGAAAGUGCCGGCUUCAAGCAGAAUGCAGCCCACGGUGUUGAAAGCGACAGUGAUGACGACAUGGCGGUACGACGGAUUCAGGAUAACCGCUCCGACCUUGACAUAAUUGGGGUAGAUAUCUCCAACGAAAAUGACCAUGAUACAGACCUGGAGCCUGAAGAGGCCACCCCAGCUUAUGAUCACUCAGGUAAAACAUUGUACCUUGACGCCUGCAAAAAAUUUGGAGUAGUGCCCAUCUCGUAUUUUUUGCGACACAUGAAUGACAAUUCAUUGUCAAUGAAGCAUCAUGGUCUGGCAGGGGAGGGAAUGAGACCUAUCGCCAUCUCACUUGUGUCCAAUGCGACCAUCACCACACUAGAUCUGACUGACAACUGGCUAGGGGUAGAUGGAGGACUGGCAUUAUGUGAGAUGCUGAAAGAAAACUGCUUCAUCACUGAUUUGAAUUUAUCAGACAACAACCUUAACAAAUGUGCAGCCCAGUUGUGUGAAAUUAUUCAGAAGAAUGACACGCUACGAAAAGUUAAUCUCUCAGGAAAUGGAUUUGAUGAUGUCAGUGCCAUUCACCUGACCAACUUGAUAUUGACAACAACCAAGCUGGAGAGUCUCAAUCUAAGCCACAAUCGUUUGGGUGAGAAAGCUGGUCUGAUGUUGGGUCCUGCCAUAUCUGAGAACCUGUGUCUCAAAGAGCUGGAUCUAUCCUGGAAUCACCUGAGAAGGAAAGGUGCAAUAGCAGUGGCUGCAGGGGUCAAGUCCAAUGUAUUUAUGAAGAAAGUGAAUCUCUCUUGGAAUGGAUUUGGUCAAGAAGCAUCCUCUGCUCUAAUGGACGCUCUUAAGGCCAACAAUGUACUAGAGGAAAUAGAUCUCACAAACAAUAGACUAACUACAGAAGGCGCUGUACUGAUUGGUAAAGGUCUAACAAUUAAUGAAACCCUCAAAGUUCUAAAGGUUGGCAAGAAUCCUAUGCAGAGUGCUGGCUGCUGGGCUAUUGCAGCUGCCAUCUUGAAAAAUCCAAAUUGUGUUCUGGAAACUGUUGACUUCACCGAUAUAAUUGUAAACAAAGAUUUCAUUGCCUUGUGGAAGCAAGUUGAGGAGCAAUUUCCAAAACUAAAAACUGUUCAUGGAGGAACUGAAAUACCAUUGAAACCAAAGCAAAGAGUCCAUCCACUGGCCAAAGUUACAGCAUUUAUCAAUGCCAGAAAUAUCAGGCUGAUAGACUUCUUCAACAAGUUUGAUAAAGAUGGAAGCAUGAAUGUGUCCAGAGAGGAGUUUAAGCAAGGAAUAUUGCAACUCAUACAGGAAACUGGCAUAAAUCUAUCUCCUGAGGAUAUUGAAUUGUUGAUUAAUGAACUAGAUGUCAAUGAGGAUGGUGCUAUCAAUUACAGUGAGCUAGCUGUUGGACAAAUGGACUAUGAAGGUAAAAGGAAAAGAGUCAUCCCCUAUACAACAUUGAGGCCAAUGACAUCAUAAAAGUUAUUUUUACUGGUAAUUUUUAUCUCAUGAAAAGAAAAAGUCACAUUUGUCAGAUGAAGCAAAACCAAAUUUUUAGAUUGUUAAUGAACUCAUUUAUCUACCAAAAUACAUUAAACACCUGUACAGAUUCUACAUUAACAAGGCAAGAUAAAAUGCUUCGUUUUCACCCCACUCUUCCUAUUGUCUGUUUCUUUUUCUGUACAUUUUUUUGUUCUAGUCAAACAGAAUAUUUUCAUUUGAAAGAUUUAAAAAUUGUAAUGUUCACCUCUUGUGGAUUAAGUUAUUCUUUUAAACUUAAGGAAAAAGGAUGUUUUUUGUGUUUUCUUUUUAAAUUAAAUCUUGAUUCAUUUUGAACUUAGGGAAACAGACUUGAUGGCCAAAAUUUAUCUGAAAAAUUCUGAAAAUUUUUUUUUAUUCACAACAGAUUUUUAUUGUUAUUUUAGAUUCAUAAUAUAAAAAUUGUAAAUGUAAUAGAUUUUUAUUUAUUUUAGUCCAAUAUAGAAGUUUCGUGGAUAGGAACUUGAGAGGGCUGAAAGGGCACAAGACCUGAAAAGUACUUAUGCAUCAAAUAACUAAUAAAAAUGAUUCCAAUUUCUUAUCCUUAGAAGGGCAUUGCUUUCCUGAAUACUUCUGCUUUUUUUUUUCUUCUCUAACAUUGCUUUGACUGAAUUUAGGAGUCUGGGUACUAAGUUUCUUUGUCAUAUUAUUCUAUGUUGUUUUUUUCUCAUUACUUUUGUAUAGUGCAUCUUUCAUGCUAUAGCAUACUCUGUGAUAUGGUACAAUAUCUUUUGUGGACCUGUGGGGACAUCUAGGGAGAAGAGGUUUCCAUGCUGCCAUUAAGUUCUCAGCAAACACAACUCAGCUUGUGUCGAGAUUUGAAAUCAAGACACUUUGAUGGUAGCCAAAUGGUUAAUGCCACUCAGCCACUCACAUUCCACGCUCUGAAAAAUAAAUCUCUGUUAGAUUACUCUGAAGACCUGUCCCUAUGGAAAGUUGUGCAGUAGAUUGCUCUGCUCUAUGAGAAAUAAAAUGAGGUGCCAGAUGUCUUUGCAUUUUGAUUAGUCAAAAAUAUGUGAGAAAGGGUCACUAGGAAUAAAUAGGCUAGAGCUCUUCUCAAAAUAAAGAAGAAAUACUUAGGUCAAUAGACCAAUGUGUCAGACCCAUUCUGACCAGAGUUUUUGAAUUGUGAUGCAAGAAAUGAUUUUGCUAUUAGAUAAACUAUUAGAUAAACCUGCUCAAUUUAAAUGUAGAAAAAGACAAAUGUUUACAUGCAGAGUUACAAUACUUGUUAUUACAAAAAUGUUAUAGUUCUUUUUUUUGUUGUUAAGUUAAAAUACUUGGUGCAGGAAAAAUGUAUGCCCCAGUAAAUUUCUGUUCUGUAAUUGUAACUAUUUUAAUGCCAGUAUUUUAACAAGUGCCUUUUUGUGAAUAUUUUUAAUGUAAAAAGAAAUAUGCUUCAUUAUAUUACAUGUAGCUUUUUGUAACAAUUCUGACCAUUCUUUUAAGUAGUUUAGGUUGAAAUAUAAUAUUUUUCUUUUUUUUUUAGUAAGUAAAACUGUGAAUGAAUGAAUUAAAUUUUUUUAGAAGGAAAUAUCUUCUGUUACAAUGUAUGAAAAUUUAGGAUUGUAUGAUUAGUAAUUAUUCGUAUUACAUAAUUUUCAUUUUACUGUACUAUUAUAUACUAUAUAGCUUUAAAUUAUUCAAUCCUAUUCCAAAUGAAUUUGGGACACAUAAAAGUAAAAAGACAAAUGUACAGAGUUACAGCCUACUAAUAUUACAUAAAGUAUUUGAGAAUUAUACAUAGGCUACAUAGAGUUUUAUGUUAAGGAUAAUUAUAUGGACAAGUAAUUCUACAAAUAUGUCUUUUUCCUUCUUGUUUAAAAAAAAAAAAUCCCCAUUACUCCAAAACCAAAAAAAAAAACUUCAAUUGUACACUACUGCUAACCAACUUCAUCUCCAUGUGUCAGUUCAGUUUACCAGAAGAAAUCUGCUGUGAUAAAAGCCCAUGUCCUUCAUAUCUCCCAUCAGUUUUCUUUGUUUCUGCCUUGCUUUGUCGUAAUAGAUUUGUGCAAGACCUUACAGCAUGCAAGGUGAAGGUUGGCUAAGUGUUUGAUAGCUCAAGUGUGAGUUGAAAUUUUGUUAGAAAUAUUGGAAUUUCUUUAAAGACACACAAAAAAACCUGGUCCAGCUCCAAAUCUCCAGGCAUAAGCUGGUGUAGUAAAUAAAACUUGUCAUAUAAUCUACUACACUUAUCAUGUAGGUAAGGUGUUGAUCAAAGAAACUGGUUGCUCUGUGUACCAUUAUGUUUCAAGGGUACUUUUUGAUAUCAUUCUAGCUUUUUGCUUUGAUAAUGCUAAGUCAGUCAUUAAAUAGUCCUAUUUCAUUUCAGACUUUCUCAUAGAAAUAAUUUACUUAAUAUUCAUUAAAUUCUUUACAUUACAAGGCCUAGGUUGGUUUUAAGAGAUGUGCAAUUAAUGUCGAUGUUUUUACAAACCUUACAUGCAAAAGCCACAUCUGUCUGAGAUUUGAUCAUAGUAAAACUCAACACCCCAGUGACAUUUUCUGUUUAAUCAUUUGCAUUUCUUGUUUAUUUCAUAUAUACUCAAUUGAAAAUCUUGUUUUACCACAUAUACAUUGUAUAUGUACUUCUGGAUUUGUCUAUUUGUUGAUACCAAAGUGAUGUUAUUGAAUUCUGAACAAGCAAUAUUAUAACAAAAGCCUGAAUGCUGUAACAUUUGAAUGUUUUGUUGAAAUGUUUUCACAUUUAAAAAUUUUCUCUACUAGUUUUAGUAGCGUCAUAGUUGAUUUGAAUAAACCUCAAGCAAUAAAUAUUUGUACAAAUUA
Biomphalaria glabrata is the source of this 5001-nucleotide messenger RNA. RefSeq names its product leucine-rich repeat-containing protein 74B-like. The record is from RefSeq and is a predicted model, not a curated record. The coding region runs from base 298 to 2154 and encodes 618 amino acids. Gene Ontology annotation, molecular function: protein binding; calcium ion binding. NCBI's taxonomy places the organism in Eukaryota, Metazoa, Mollusca, Gastropoda, Planorbidae. The transcript is spliced from 17 exons.